AUGAAGCAACACCAAUCACCACAUCCAACAGUGUUUCGUCUUCUCUUUGCGGGAACCGUCAUUCUGUUUCUUCCCAUCGGAUCAGUUUGUUCCUUUUCCUUGCCACAGCUAUCAUUUCCUGAUGCUUCUAUCCGCCGAACGCUUGCACCGACAGAAGACCGCGACCUUUCUUUGCCACCCUGUAGGAACAGUCGACGUGAUAUCUUGAAUCUCGUUCUUGUGGCUUCCACUGGUCUAGUAGCGACACCUCCACUGUGCAACGCCGCGUAUGAUGAUCCUCCAGUCGUGUUGCGAUUGGACACACCCGAGGACAAGGCAGGCCUGGUGUUGUACGAGGUGACUAUUGGAAGCCCCUCUCGAAAAGUAGUGGCCAUCAAGCAAGUCUUGACUUACCGUCCCAAUCUCAAGCUACAACCUGGAUUGGUACUCAAGGAUUGGCCCAACGCCAUGUCUGUCCUGAAUCGCAUCAGACAAGGACCGUAUCCUAUCGAACUACAGUUUUACAAUCUAGAUGCUAGCAAUGGGGAGCUGGGAGAAGCUCUAACGGCCCAAGAUGCACUCACCGUCGCGGUGCAAACCAGUAAAACUGAAAACUCUGAAACGACAACAACACCCUCCACGGCGUCCAAUUCCUACGUUCGACGUGUCGUCAAAGAGGCCGAAAAUUGUCGUAUCAAGAGUCGUCGGGAUGAUGUCUUGGAAAUCAACUAUACAGCACGUCUUCAACGUACAGAUGGAAUUAUAUACGAUGCAUCGGAAUUUCGGGGGACGGGACGUCCCUAUCAAAUGGUGCUGGGCAGUGGUGAUAUGCUUCCAGGGGUGGACCAGGGGGUCGUCGACAUGUGUCCGGGAGAACAGCGGGUGAUCGAGAUCCCGCCCAAUCUCGCCUAUGGCCAAAAGGGCAACAAGUUGUUCCGAAUUCCACCCAAUACUCCACUUGUUUGGGAGGUCGAGCUUGUGUCGGUGAAUUCUGUGCGACAACUGCAAAAUGAAGAAGACGAUGAUUGA
This is a messenger RNA of Seminavis robusta, 1008 nucleotides long. The record is from the annotation of a GenBank genome assembly. NCBI's taxonomy places the organism in Eukaryota, Bacillariophyta, Bacillariophyceae, Naviculales, Naviculaceae.